GUCGGUAACUCUGGGCACAAAUACAGAGUUGUGACCCUUAUUGGUUCAUGCUGGACUCUAGGCGUCGUGCUUUAUAAGAACGUGCUAUUUGUUGUUGAUUUUCCGUCAUCAUGAGAAAAUUAAGGCAUCACGAACAGAAGCUACUUAAAAAAGUCGAUUUCAUUAAGUGGAAUACAGAUGAUAACUUGUUUCGGCUGAAACUAAUGAGAAAAUUUCACAUUCAAAAAAGGGAAGAUUUAUCCAAGUACAACAAGCUGACAAAGAAUAUCCUCGAUCUUGCCAAAAAAAUUAAGGAGAUGGAUUCUAAAGACCCUUUCCGCGCUUCUGCUACAGCUCAGCUGCUUGAGAAACUGUACGCAAUGGGGCUAGUGCCUACAAAAGCCAACCUGUCGCUUGUUCAGAAGAUUUCUGCAGCUACAUUUUGCAGGAGAAGACUGCCAGUAGUGAUGGUAAAGGCACACAUGGCACAGACAGUAAAGGCUGCAACUAAAUUUGUUCAGCAAGGCCAUGUGCGCCUGGGACCUGAGGUUGUGACAGAUCCAGCAUUUCUGGUCACAAGAAACUUGGAGGAUUUCCUGACAUGGACUGAUACCUCUGCAAUCAGAAAGCAUGUCAUGGCAUAUAAUGAUGAGAGAGAUGAUUUUGAUUUGAUGGCCUCCUGAUCAAAAGAGUCAGGGAGACUCAGGUGAAAAAACUAUGAAUAAAAGCUUGAAAGAAAAUGAUGUGUAUAAAACAGAAAUACUUGUGUAGUUUCCAAACACAACAAAAGUGUGAAUGUUGAGAGCAGAAUUCGGUAAUUGUGUUUGAUGUGACAUGCACUUUUUUUUACUCCACUGUGUGAUAUUUUUGUAGAACACACAGGAGAAAGAAUAUCUGUAUGUGUAAGUGACAAUGACUGCCAUGCACAAGUUUUUAAACUUGUGAAUUUGCAUAUGUAUGAUUGUAAUUUUUUUCAUGCUUGCGUAUCUGACAUUAAAAUUCAUUUUGUGGCACAAA
This is a messenger RNA of Pomacea canaliculata, 996 nucleotides long. RefSeq names its product U3 small nucleolar ribonucleoprotein protein IMP3-like. Gene Ontology annotation, molecular function: snoRNA binding; structural constituent of ribosome; rRNA binding. The transcript is spliced from 7 exons. Bases 111 to 662 code for a protein of 183 amino acids. The record is from RefSeq and is a predicted model, not a curated record. Gene Ontology annotation, cellular component: small ribosomal subunit; small-subunit processome; Mpp10 complex. Lineage: Eukaryota; Metazoa; Mollusca; Gastropoda; Architaenioglossa; Ampullariidae. Gene Ontology annotation, biological process: rRNA processing.